ACCCGGAGGCCUCGCCCCCAGAGAGCGCCUGCUGGGCUCUCGGCGGAGGACGAAGCGCAGGCUUCCUCCUCCUGCCAGGGGAAGCAGAGAGAAUGAAAGCCUACCUCAAGAGCGCAGAAGGCUUUUUUGUCCUAAAUAAAAGUACCACAAUCGGAAAACAUGAGGAUUCGGACCUGGUGCUACAGUCUGCAGACAUCGACAACCACCAUGCGCUCAUCGAGUACAACGAGGCGGAGGGCAGCUUCAUCCUCCAGGACUUCAAUUCCCGCAACGGCACGUUUGUCAAUGAGUGCCACAUUCAGAAUGUGGCCGUGAAGCUGAUACCGGGGGACAUCCUGAGGUUUGGCUCUGCUGGGCUGACCUACGAGCUGGUCAUCGAAAACCCACCCCAGGUCUCGUGCCCUUGGGUCAGGGGCCCAGCACCCUGGCCAAGGCCACAACCCCCUCGGACCACCCAGCAGCCGAACGCGUCGCUCUUGCCUCCGCAUUUCCCGUUCCACCAGGGCAUCCAGCCGGCACCUGUGCAGCGGAGCUGGUCCCAGGACUUCCCCAGGCCCACCGGGGUCCCACCUGACCCCCACCAGCGGCCCAUGAGCGCCAGGGGGAAGAUGUUCUCCUUCGUCAUGGACCACCGGUCCCCCAUCAUCAAGCAAGGACCCCUAAAUCGCAUCCCACUGCAGCACCAGCUACAACUUUCUCACCUGAAUUUGGUGAAGAUCAGCGCCCUUCAGAAGGGCUACAGCCAGGUGCUGUGCCACACCCUGUCUGAGCGGAACUCAGAGAUCGCAUCCCUGAAGAGCGAGGGGGAGAACUUGAAGAGGGACAACGCCAUAACCGCAGGGAAGGUGACAUCUUUGCAGAAGGACAUGGUAGAAAGGAAUGAGCAAGUUCAACAGCUCAAAGAAGAAGUGAAUCAACUGAAGACUCAGAACAAAGAGAAAGGGUACCAGCUGGAGGCGCUGGGCUCCAGAUGGGCAGAUGUGGCCACGGCCACCCCACCAGAUGGCCCAGACCUUGUCCUCUGCAUGUCGUCCUGGAGCACUCAGCCUGGUGAUGCUGAGGGCCGCUUCCCAUCAGCUGAGGCUGCCCAUUGCCCAGCCAAAGGCCACACAGGCCGGAGCUCAGUUGAAGAGAAACUUCAGGAGGAUUCCAGGAGGAAAUUGCUCCAGCUGCAGGAAAUGGGGAACAGAGAGAGCCUCAUUAAGAUCAAUUUGGAAAGGGCAGUAGGUCAGCUGGAGCAUUUCAGAAGCCAGGUCAUCAAGGCCACCUAUGGACGAGUGAAACCCUUUCCGGACCAGCCCAUCACAGACCAGCAGCUUAUAGAAAGGAUCGCCCAGGUCACCGAGGACAACAUCAGGUUUCAGAAGAACAAGUGGAGCCUGGAGCAGAAGACCCAGCUGAGCCACUCCAGGCGGGAGGAGACCACAGAGAGCAUGGAGAGGCUGAGGACUGCUCUGGACAGCUGCCAGGACUGCAUGAAAAUGUCCUGCCGAAGCAGGGACCUGAGGACGGAGGUGGACCUUCUGCGGGGCCUUGAGCUGAGCCCACCUGUGUCCAGGCUCCAGAAGGCGACGCUGGACAUACUGAGCCUGUCACUGUCCUGGCUGGAGGGAGUGGAGCAGCUCCUCGGGGACCUCGGCCUCCAGCUCUCUGGCUCUGACAAAGGCUUCUCCUUGUAUCUCACAUGCCUUCUGGAACAUUCUAAAGGAAUUAUGAGCCAGAUUCAGGAACUCCAGCCAGCAACAUAG
This is a messenger RNA of Octodon degus (degu), 1748 nucleotides long. RefSeq names its product forkhead-associated domain-containing protein 1-like. Bases 93 to 1748 code for a protein of 551 amino acids. NCBI's taxonomy places the organism in Eukaryota, Metazoa, Chordata, Mammalia, Rodentia, Octodontidae. The record is from RefSeq and is a predicted model, not a curated record. Gene Ontology annotation, molecular function: protein binding. The transcript is spliced from 14 exons.